Messenger RNA from Hermetia illucens (black soldier fly), 2265 nucleotides. It is a transcript of the gene Zw10, whose product is annotated as centromere/kinetochore protein zw10. The record is from RefSeq and is a predicted model, not a curated record. The transcript has 5 exons. NCBI's taxonomy places the organism in Eukaryota, Metazoa, Arthropoda, Insecta, Diptera, Stratiomyidae. Gene Ontology annotation, biological process: endoplasmic reticulum to Golgi vesicle-mediated transport; mitotic cell cycle; mitotic spindle assembly checkpoint signaling. Bases 92 to 2185 code for a protein of 697 amino acids. Gene Ontology annotation, cellular component: chromosome, centromeric region; RZZ complex; nucleus.
ACUGUCAUCGACACGUCAAAGAGGUUUCAAAAGUGCUCCUGGUGGGCCCGUUAUUGCAUUUGAAAAUAUCACAUCCUGGCUCUGAACAGCCAUGAAGUUUCUACGAGAAGUUGUAGAGGUUUCGAAUGAGAAUGAUUCAGUCGACGCAAAGAAAAAUAUCGCGAAAAUACUAACGGAAAUAAAGCGCUAUCAAAGCAAGACCCGGAGUUUCAUCGACGCAAACUAUGUGGACUUCUUGCCGAACUUGAGCACAAACGAAUUGUACUUAGAAGAUGGCGAAAAACUUGUUAGGGAGGUUGAAAACUUGAUGGAAAUUGUUGAGAAUGAUACAAAGAACGACUUGAACAUUGCCGUCGAUGAGCUGCAGCAAUACGUGGAAGAGCUGAGGGAAGCGGCGCUGGGUUUAAGAGUCUCCUACAAGAUAUUGAAAAUUGAUGAAUUGUUCCAGAGCUUAGAGUCGGCCAAGAGCAAUAACGAAUAUCUUGAAGCCAUGAACAUCGCGGACAAAAUCAAGAGCUUGAUCACGGAUGUAUCGGACAAAAUAUUCACGGGGUUGGACUGCUAUCAAAAUGUUAAAAUCAAAUACCAAGUGGAAUCAGAGAUGUUGAUGCACAAGCUGCGUUUGUGCUUCGAAGAGUUAGUUCAAAUGUCGGAGAAAUCGUUCCAGAAUACAAAAGCUGUUAACGUGAAAAUAUCGAAGAAUAGUAGUCACCUGCAUCAAACCAUCGUGGCGCUGUUCAACGCAAAAUAUAACCCGAAACAGUUGUGCGAUUUUCUGCUUGAGAAUGUUUUCCAACCGAUCAUCACUAAGCCAGUUUCCGUUGAGCUGAAAGACGACGAUGAGGACUUUGUUCAGCUUAAUCUGUCCUACAGUAUCAAGGACCUCGCUGAAGAUCUCCGGCCAAAUUAUAAAACCGUUUUCAAAAGCAUCAAAACAGUCAUGACCUGCUUAUCUUAUAUAAAUGUUCAGAUCUCCGAUACUCUGUGUGUCUUUAACAUUUUCGGGGAAAAGUUGAAGGAGCAAUUUUUAAAUUUGCUAAUAGGCGAGUGCCUAUUGUAUGCAAUUCCCGACACUAUGGACGAAAUGAACGAUUCAACGUUGGUAGAGGACAUCAUUGAUUUCAAUGAGUAUUUGGUGAGAUUGCCAUUCUUGAAAGUGGACCAGGAUCGCGAUUUGAUCAAAUACGCCGAGAAAAUUGGGUUGCUGUUUCAGAAUCGUUUCUGCACGAACAUUCUGGACAAUGCGAUCGAUAUUAUGCAUAAAGACCUUCAUGAUAUGAUUCUAGUGGCUGAGAGUAAUACGUCGACCGAGACAGCAAAAAAUCCUUCACUAUUUCCAAGGUGUAUGAUCUCGAAGAGUACUUUGGAAAUCAUUAAUUUGAUGGAGAAAGUGAUUCGACAAACUUCCACAGUCGAUGAUGAAAUUUCACAACGCCUGCUUUCAACGAUUCCCAUAAUCCUGAAUCGAUACCUAACCGAAGUGCCGAUGUAUCAUGAGAAACUUCUACACAAUAUUCCCCAGCAAACGGCUUUGUUUCACAAUAACUGCAUGUACUUAGCGUAUUGGCUCACAAAGUAUGCAUCAAAAGGGAUCGAUCCGUCUGAAAAUACAACGAAAAAUCUGCAGAAUAUGGGAACGGAAUACUUCGUGAAUCAGUUCAAAAAUCAGCGGACACAACUCAUGGAAAUUUUGCAAGGAUUCGAUUUAUCCGAUGGAGUUUCUGAACUAGGAAUUGGACCACAAAAAGCGAUACGCCAAUGUUUACGUCAGCUGGAUUUGUUGAAAAACGUUUGGCAAACAAUUUUACCAAAUGCGGUCUAUACGAAAACAAUGAGCAACCUUUUAAAUGAUUUAUGCUCAGAAAUAAUACGACGAAUACUUUCAAUGGAGGAUAUAUCGUCAGCUAUAGCUAAUGAGCUCGUCGAGAUCUGCUCUAUUAUGAUUGAGCGCGCACCGACGAUAUUCAAGGACCCUUUGCAAAUAAAUGUCAACGUAAAAACCUGGACAAAACUUACACAAUUGAAAAUGGUUCUAGGAGCUUCCCUGGCGGAAAUAACAGAUCAGUGGUCGGAAGGGAAGGGUCCGCUAACAUUAAACUUUAAGGCUGAAGAAAUAAAACAUUUAAUACGCGCUCUUUUCCAAAACACUGAUCGGCGAGCGAAAGCCUUAGCUUCUAUCAUUUAAGAAAUUCUGUUUUAUCUAAUGUAUCGUUUUGUUAAAGUAAAACUAUCAAUCUAUGAAUAAAUACUUUCUGAACAAAAAAA